Molecule: messenger RNA, 1433 nt
Organism: Vidua chalybeata
Lineage: Eukaryota; Metazoa; Chordata; Aves; Passeriformes; Viduidae
Product: retinol dehydrogenase 8-like
Exons: 6
Coding region: 17-1027 (336 amino acids)
Biological process (GO): estrogen biosynthetic process
Cellular component (GO): cytoplasm
Molecular function (GO): estradiol 17-beta-dehydrogenase [NAD(P)+] activity
Source: RefSeq, a predicted model, not a curated record
AAAGGCCAGUCACAUUAUGCUGUGGUUACAUUUAUGUUGUUGCUCCUCUGAAGAACUGAACCACUUGGUGAAGAGAAUGGCAAGAAGAAAUGUCCUCAUUACAGGUUGCUCCUCAGGAAUUGGACUGGCAUUAGCUGUAAAAAUGGCGAAAGAUGAACAGAAAAGAUUUAAAGUGUUCGCCACAAUGCGGAACCUGGCCAAGAAAGAGCCACUGGAGGAAGCUGCAGGUCACAGGCUGGGCAAAACCCUCGAGAUUAAACAACUGGAUGUGUGUGAUGAACAGUCUAUUAAAACUUGUGUCAAUAGUAUCCCUGACAGAAGGAUUGAUGUCCUGGGCAACAAUGCUGGAAUGGGGCUCAUUGGACCUAUUGAAUGUCAGACCAUUGAGGAAAUGAAAACUGUGAUGGACACCAACUUCUUCGGCCUGGUUCGACUCCUGAAGGAGAUCUUGCCUGACAUGAAGAGGAGAAAGAGUGGGCAUAUAGUUAUAAUAAGCAGUGUUAUGGGAAUACAAGGCAUCUUAUUUAAUGAUGUUUAUGCUGCAUCUAAGUUUGCUGUGGAAGGAUUCUGCGAAAGUUUAGCUAUACAAGCACUCAAGUUCAAACUGCAGUUAAGUUUGAUUGAACCAGGCCCAGUGGUUACAGAAUUUGAAAGAAAAGUGUUUGAAGAUGGAAUGAAAAUGGAUCUUUCAGCUGCAGAUGAAGAAACAGCUGAGAUGUUUACUAACAUUUACCUUAAAAAUUACAAACAAAUUUUCCAGAGCCUGGGACAAAGCGCUGAAGAUGUUGCAGAGCAUACAGUGAAGAUAAUUCUUGCAGAAAAUCCACCUUUUCGCCAUCAGACCAAUACCUUGUAUACUCCAAUGACAACUCUGAAGUAUGCAGAUCCAAAUGGAGAUCUACCCAUUGACAUAUUCUACAAAAUGGUUUUUCAGCAUGAUAAAAUCUUCAGUGCAAGUCUCAAUUUCAUCAAAUUGCUACGGUGGAGAAGCAGAAAGAGCUUUGACCUGGGAAAACCUUCACAAUAAGUAUGAGAUUAUAUAGUGCAAAUUGGAAUUACUUCUUGUAGCUACUGAUGACACAGUAUGUUGUUAUUCAAAUGCCUUUGCUCUGUAAUUAAGAAAAGGUAUGCAAGAUAUUUGUUUGAGCUUAGCUAAGAUAUUCAUUUCAAUGUGUAUCUCUUGAAUGUUACUGUUUGCAGAACCUUGCAAUUAAAAUCCUCUAACUAUAGUUUUAUUCUGUUUAGUGUUUGCUUUUUCCAGAGAUGUUUUCUUAGGACCAUGAACACUGCCUGGUAUUUGUAUAUUCAAUAUUAACCUGACCUCCUUCACUUACUUGAAUAUAAUACACACUGAGAAGUGUACAAUAUGCAAACGAUUUAGAUUCUUAAUAUCAUAAAAAUAUGUUUUUACUUAUUAGGAUAGAAUCAGUAUA